Messenger RNA from Mizuhopecten yessoensis (Yesso scallop), 435 nucleotides. Its product is annotated as 2,3,4,5-tetrahydropyridine-2,6-dicarboxylate N-acetyltransferase-like. The coding region runs from base 1 to 435 and encodes 144 amino acids. The record is from RefSeq and is a predicted model, not a curated record. Lineage: Eukaryota; Metazoa; Mollusca; Bivalvia; Pectinida; Pectinidae. The transcript has a single exon.
AUGGAUUGCAGUCGAAGUGGUGCUGUUGUAUGUAGUGGUGCUGUCAUCGAAAGUGGUGCAAUCGUCGGAAGUGGUGCUGUCGUCUGUAGUCGUGCUGUUGUCUGUAGUGGUGCAAUCGUCGUGAGUGGUGCUGUCGUCGGGAGAGGUGCUGUCAUCAGAAGUGGUAAAGUAGUCGGGAGUGGUGCAAUCGUCGGGAGUGGUGCUGUCAUCUGUAGUGGUGCUGUCGUCAGGAGUGGUGCUGUCAUCUGUUGUGGUGCUUUCGUUGGGAGUAGUGCUGUCAUCAGAUGUGGUACAGUCGUCGGGAGUGGUGCAGUCAUCCGGAGUGGUGCAGUUGUUGGGAGUGGUGCAGUCGUCGGGAGUCGUGUGCUUGUUGGGAGUGGUGCAGUGGUACAGUCGUUUGGAGUGGUACAGUUGUCGGGAUUGGUACAGUCAUAG